Molecule: messenger RNA, 467 nt
Organism: Penicillium cinerascens
Lineage: Eukaryota; Fungi; Ascomycota; Eurotiomycetes; Eurotiales; Aspergillaceae
Product: putative RING finger domain protein
Exons: 3
Coding region: 18-467 (149 amino acids)
Biological process (GO): protein ubiquitination
Molecular function (GO): ubiquitin protein ligase activity
Source: RefSeq, a predicted model, not a curated record
GAUCUGACCGAGGGGCGAUGGCUGAGAAUAACCUCAAGACGAGCCAUAUGGCCAUCGUCUUGGGGAUUGGCCUGGGUGUCGUGCUGCUCAUUAUCCUGAGCUUACUUCUCACCAUCGUUAUCAACCGACGUGAUCGCCAGGCUUUUCUGCAAUCUCGGAAAUCUCCGGAUGAGCGCCUGCGUAAUCUGGACGUGGUUGCGCAGACUCGCACGCUGGAAGACUGGUUUACCAGUACGAAAGACAAAAUGGGUCUUUCCGACGCUGUUGAUAGCCAAUUUGUCUGUGCCGUCUGCCUGGAGCAAGUCAACCGAUCGGAGGAAAUCCGGGAAUUGCGAUGUUUGCACGUAUUCCACCGGGAGUGCUUGGAAAAGUGGUUUUUGGGUGACCACUUCAACUGUCCGCUUUGUCAUAGGGCCUAUUUUGUAGCAGACAACCCGCCGCGGAAUGAUUAUGUAUGGGCGGUAUGA